GCAUUAAAAUCACCUUGGUUUGGGCUGGUAGUGCUUUGUGUACAUUAGAAGACGCUGUAGUGGUCCAGCAUCACCACACUUCUAUGGAACAAACUUGCUACAAGUUUUGAAAAAGGAUCUAAAAAAACCCAAGACCAAAACAACAAAAGCCAAGUCUCCUCUUGUAGCAAAGAUGUGUCCGAAGUUUGAAGAUUCCUGUCUGUGAAAAUCACGGUUGCAGUUCCUGAGCUUGUGCGUUUACCUGGUCAAGUAGAUGAUUGGAGUUUUGUCUGGAUUUUGAACUUUUUGACUGUGCAUUUUUGCAUGCACUCUGGAAUUCUGAACUGUCACUACAGGUGACAAGAGAGAAUGGGACUCCUUGCUUCAUCUGUUUGGAUUACAGUGAAAUAGUUGUGACCUAUUCUGCGUGUAGUUUAUGAAAAGACUGUGAUACUCAACAUAUAAUCUGCAGCUACAGAAGUUCACUAGUUUGGGCUAUUUGCCAGAAGUCUGAUUUGUGUUCUGUGAAAUCCAGAAAAACAACCAUUCAGGAGGUUUGAAUUAUAAACUAUUUUUUAGAAGUUCCUUGAAGUGCUAACGAUGGUUUCCUGCUAACUUAAAGUUAUUUUCUCAAGUGGGUUUUGAAAGGUUACACUCAGUGCACUAGCAGCAAUACUGUCUUGUGGGCUUCUUUUUUCUUCUUUUUUUUUUUUUUCCUUUUUCCAAAGCUUUGAUACGCAAACAAAAUAAGGUGUUCUUUUUUUUGUGUGAUAGACCCACUGCGUUAUACUUUGAACUGAGUAUCGAUUUUCCAGAUUUAAGUUUUUGUAUAAACAAUCCCAAGCCAAAUCCCUUGGUGUUUAUAGUGGCAACCAAAAAGAGAGGUCUGUAUUUCUGGGACUGGCAAUCCCUUUAUUUAAAAAGCUUAAAAUAUGUUUUUGUUGUACUAAACUUCUCAGUUUCUUCUUAUUACUCCAGGCUCCUGCAUCAGAGAAGCUCCCUGUUAUGUACCUUAUGGAUUCCAUUGUCAAGAAUGUGGGAAGAGAAUAUCUUACUGCAUUUACUAAAAACCUAGUUGCAACAUUUAUUUGUGUAUUUGAAAAGGUGGAUGAAAAUACUAGAAAAAGUUUAUUUAAAUUACGCUCCACAUGGGAUGAUAUUUUUCCUUUGAAGAAACUAUAUGCACUUGAUGUCAGAGUCAACUCAUUAGAUCCUGCUUGGCCAAUUAAACCUCUGCCCCCAAAUGUGAAUACUUCUAGCAUCCAUGUGAAUCCUAAGUUUUUAAAUAAAUCGCCAGAGGAAUCUACUGCACCUACCUCUGCUGUCACUUCUGGUGCCUCUACUCCUCCAGCUGUUCCUGAAAUACAAAAGAAUUUGACACAGGAGCAACUGAUAAGGCAGCAAUUGCUUGCAAAGCAAAAGCAGUUGUUAGAACUUCAGCAAAAAAAAUUAGAGCUGGAGCUGGAACAGACUAAAGCACAGUUGGCUGUAUCUCUUAGUGUUCAGCAAGGAUCAUCUACUAUAGCUUCAGUUCCAGCACCUUCCAAGCAACACGUGUCUCCCACACCUCAUAUGACAGUUAAACCACCUCAUCAAACUGCUGUGCAAUCCGAAAAAAAUAAACCAUCCCCAAGUCCUCCGCUUCAUGAUAUCAAAAUAGUAAAUAGGGAUCCUCGACUUAAUCGGAUGGCUCAACAUUCUUCUCACACUAAAGAUCAAUCUCAUCGGAAAGAAUUUCCACCGAACACGACCAGUCAGUCUGAUACCAAGGCAAACAAAACAACACAGGCUGAAAAACAAAACUCAAAGCAAGAAAAAUUAAAAGCAAGUGAAAAAACACAGAAGAAAGAACUUGACCAGUCAGAAGCAAAAUCUAAAUCACCAUCUCCUUUGAAAAAUAAGAUACCCAAUACUAAAGAUACUAAAACCCAGGAAUGUGAAAGCACAAAAGUAUCUGAAAUUAGUAAGCGGGAUCCAAGACUGAAAAGACAUCUUCAAGAUAAGUCAGAGGGCAAAGAGGAGGAGAUAAAAGAAAAGAGGAGAAAUAUAGAGAAAAAAGAAAAAGAGGAACAUAAGACAUGUGAACAUAGACCAGUAGGCAGCAGAAAUAAAGUAAUUAAUGGUGCUGUUCAGAAACAAGACACAAAUACAGAGGAGUCAGAAAAACAGGGUGGAAAACAAGGGAGAUCAAGUGGUAGAAAGCGAUCACGAUCACGGUCUCCUAAGGCACGGUCACCAUCUACACAUUCUCCAAAAAGACGAGAGAGGAGAUCACCCAAAAGACGACUUAGAAGUUUAUCUCCCACUUCAUCAGCACCUAAAAUUGGAAAGAUACGUCAGAUAGGCCCUAAGCAGUCUCAUGUUGAAGAAGGCACACAAGCAGCAAGAGAUGAAAGAAAUUCUAAUAAGAGAAAUGUUAAACAAGAGGUGCGAGAUCCGAGGAGAGUGAAAAAAGCCCAAGAAGACAGGCCUCAAGAAGCAGCAAGCCAGCAUUCCACAAAAGCUUCUCCUGAUCCAAAAGAGAAUGCAGAAAACUGGCAAGGAUCCAAAUCAGGCAAGAGGUGGAAAUCUGGUUGGGAAGAAAAUAAAAACUCCCAGCAGAAUGAAGAACACCAAGCACUUGGUAAAUCCCCUCACCAAAGACACCGGGAAAACUGGCCUAAUAGUAAAGGAAUUUUAUCACCCCGAGCACCAAAGCAGCAGCACCGGUUAAGUGUGGAUGCCAAUUUACAGAUUCCCAAAGAAUUGACAUCUGCAAGCAAGAGAGAGUUACUUAAGAAGGCCAAUGAACGCUUAACAUCUGGUGAAAUAACACAAGAUGAGUUCCUCAUGGUAGCUCAUCAGAUCCGACAGCUGUUCCAGUAUCAGGAAGGGAAGCACAGAUGUAGUGUCUGGGAUAGCCCUACAGAGGAAAAAUGUGGUUUGAAAAAGAAACCUCUUCUGUCGGAUGCAGAAUUAACAUAUUAUGAACAUAAGGCUAAACUAAAAAGAACACAAGUCCAGCAUUCAUUGUCAAGGCUUGAUCUGUUGGAUCCAGAUGAUAUUUUGGAAUACCAUAUACCUGAUUCAUUGCUUUCUGGGAUAGAAUGUGAGCAAGCAAAAGCCAAGCGUGGAGUACAGUUUGACAGGAAAGAACCAUUUGGAGAAAGAUCAAGGAGACACUCUCCUGUAAGUGGCACUAAUAGACCUUUUGCUGAUAACCUCUCACCACUUGAGAGUCGACGAAGACUUGAGGAACAGAAUUCAACUAAAGGAGCAAGAGGUUCUAAGAACUUUGAUCCUUACGACAGCUGGGGAGAAUCAGAUGAAUUUAGAGAUACUCUCAGACAACAGGGGAAAAGCACCACAGAGUUCCAGAAAAUAGAUGGUGAUGCAAUCUGCAGAUUUGAUAAUCGUGAAGAAAGACAGCUACUUGGGCAAGCUGGUGUUCGAGAGGAGCCAAGAUCACCAUUCAGUGAACGUUUCAAAAGAGCUAGAUAUGAAGAUCCAGAGAAAGCACCAUUUCCAGAAAGCCCAGGAUCACGAUUUGGAGGCAUUGAAGCAAAGCAGAGGAUAAGUGCGCUAAUGGAAGACAGACCUCUAUUUGAUGGCUCACCUAGGCAGGCUGCUUCCAGAGUUGGAGUAGAUGGACAGGGAAGCCCUUUUGUUGAUGGUGCUGCUGCUGGUUCAAGUUCUAGAAUUGAUGGGCCACCUGGACAGGCUGCUAUGAGAUUUGAGGGGCCUUUGGUGGGGGCAGGUGCAUCUCAGUUUGAUGGACCACUGGCAGGAGCAGGGGGAGCUGGAGCUCUAAGAUUUGAUGGGCCACCAGGGCAGCUGGCAGGGGGCCUGAGGUUUGAAGGACCACCAGGACAGGUUGGUGGUGGAGGUCCACUGAGGUUUGAUGGACCUCUUGGGCAGAUCGGUGGGUCUUUGCGGUUUGAGGGGCCUGCAGGGCAGCCUGUAGGUAGUCCUAGAUUUGAAGGAACUGGAGUUGGCCUCAAGUUUGAGGGUCCCCGUGGCCAGCCUUCAGGUGUUCUCAGGUUUGAGGGACUUCAUGGUCAACCUAUGGGGCCUCGAGGUCAGCCAGGGGGUGUUCUCAGGUUUGAGGGACAUCAUGGUCAGCCCUUGGGGCCUCAUGGUCAACCAGGGGGUGGUCUCAGGUUUGAGGGGUCACAUUUACAGCCAUUGGGGCCUCAUGGCCAACCUGGAGGUGGCCUCAGAUUUGAGGGGCAACAUGGUCAGCCUAUGGGGCCACAUGGACCAUCAGGUGCUGGGCUGAGAUUUGACGGGCCACAUGGACCAUCAGGUGCUGGACUGAGAUUGGAAGGACCACAUGGUCAGCCAGGUGUAGGUCCUAGAUUGAUUGAUGGACCAGUACACCAGGGAGCUGGUGGACAUAGAUUUGAUGGUCCUCUGGGUCGGGCUGGUCCAAGAUUUGAUGGUUGUCAUGCAGCUGCAUUUGAUGGUCAGCCUGGACAGCUGCCUCUCUUGCAAAGAUUUGAUGGAAUUCAUGGACAGCCUGGUCCAAGAUUUGAAAGGACACCUGGCCAACAGGCACAACCACGAUUUGAUACAGCCAUACCUCAAAGAUUUGAUGGACCUCACCAGCCAGCCUCUAGAUUUGACUUGCCCCUUGGCCUUCAAGGUGCACGUUUUGAAAAUGUAGCUAACCAUCCUGCCUCAAGAUUAGAAAUGUCACCAUAUGGACAAGGUGGUCCAUUUGUCGAACAUCCCGGCCAGGGCUACAAUGGACCAUCUCAUGGGAUGCCGUUCCAGAGACCUGAUAUAUUUGAUGGUUCACCUGGAUCAAAUUUCAAUGGGCCAGCUGGCCCAGGAGCACAGAAUUUCCCAUUGAGACCAGCUGGACAUUACUUUGAUGAAAAAACUCUUCAGGGUCCUCAAUAUGGGAACUUCAAUAAUAUGCCACUGGGAAGUAAUCAGAGGUUGUCGUGGUUUGAAUCUGGCCAGCAGCCAAACACCAUGCAGCAGCUUGCUCACCCUCCCCUAUCCUGGGGAAUGGGGAAGCGAAUUAGAGGAGUAAAGGUUCCUCUUAUGUCUGCUCAACCAGGGCCUUAUGGCCAAGGUCAACAGUAUUUGCCAAAUCCUGGAAGUUUUGUUCAGAACCCUGCAGGAGCCCUUCCACAUUCAUAUCCUGAUAACCAUCUUGGACAGCUUGAUGUCAAUGAAUUGUUUGCUAAACUGCUGUCAACAGGGAUCCUCAAACUGUCAAAAACUGAUUCCACUUCAGCACAAGUGAAUGAAACAUCAGCCCAGCCAGCUGCUGAAGAGGAAGAUGAUGACCAGAAUGAAGAUCAAAAUGUUCCAGACCUCACUAACUUCAUAGUUGAAGAACUCAGACAGCGUUAUGAUAGUGUUAUAAAUCGACUGUACACUGGCAUUCAGUGUUAUUCAUGUGGAAUGAGAUUCACUACUUCACAGACAGAUGUUUAUGCGGAUCAUUUAGACUGGCAUUAUCGUCAGAACCGGACAGAAAAAGAUGUUAGCAGAAAAAUUACACACAGAAGAUGGUACUACAGUUUAACAGACUGGAUUGAAUUUGAAGAAAUAGCUGAUCUAGAAGAGCGUGCAAAAAGCCAGUAUUUUGAAAAAGUUAAUGAAGAGGUUGUGUUGAAGACACAAGAAGCUGCGAAAGAGAAGGAGUUUCAGAGUGUCCCUGCUGGACCAGCUGGAGCAGUUGAGAGCUGUGAAAUUUGCCGGGAGCAAUUUGAACAGUAUUGGGAUGAAGAAGAGGAAGAGUGGCACCUGAAGAAUGCUAUCAGAGUAGAUGAAAAGAUUUACCAUCCAUCUUGCUAUGAAGAUUACCAAAACACAUCAUCAUUUGAUUGCACACCAUCUCCCAGCAAGACUCCUGUAGAAAAUCCACUAAAUAUAAUGUUGAACAUUGUUAAACAAGAAACACAAGAGUCCUGUGACUCACCUAAAGUCAAAGAAGAACCUGAUGACACCCCUACUGCCUGUGCAGAAGAGAGCACACCUGCAUCUACAGAUAUUAAAACAGAACCUGAUGAGUCUAUUUAAACAAACUGAGGUAUGAUUGUUUUUUUUACAGAAGAGCUGCUGUGUUAACUCUGGAAGGCAAAUACUUUUUAUAUGAAAUAAAAUCGUUCAAACUGAGGCAGGGCCUCAACUACUGUUUUGUUAAUAAAUACAUUUUUGUAUUUGAAUUUCUUAUUGCCUGCACAGUUUCAGGUGUCAUUGUGUGAAAGUUCUGUGGAUGCGUGAAAAUUUAAUGGAAUGAAAUGGUAUAUGUAAAAAUGUACAAUUUUCACUUGUGGAAAUGUAAAUUAUAAAUAAAAGAUAUUUUUGCUAUAUAUGGAGUGUAAUGUUUAUGCACACCAUCAAAUGAAGACAGUGUUUCUGUACUUUUUUCAGUUUAAAUGGAAUUAAAAAGAACUUUUGCUCAGUAAGAUUCAGAAAAAUUAAGUAACUUCUUUCAGUUAUCCCAUAGGUGGGUUAUCAAGGGGAAUCAGCGCAAAACUUCAGACAACCUUAGCUUUAUUUUCUUUUCUUUUUAAACUUAUUUAAACAAGCUUACAUAUCCAGAUAUAUUUAAAAAAAAAUAACCAAAAAGACAGUUCUUGGGUAGAAGGGGAAAAUUUAA
Molecule: messenger RNA, 6580 nt
Organism: Athene cunicularia (burrowing owl)
Lineage: Eukaryota; Metazoa; Chordata; Aves; Strigiformes; Strigidae
Gene: PCF11
Product: PCF11, cleavage and polyadenylation factor subunit
Exons: 16
Coding region: 985-5997 (1670 amino acids)
Biological process (GO): termination of RNA polymerase II transcription
Cellular component (GO): cytoplasm; mRNA cleavage factor complex
Molecular function (GO): RNA polymerase II complex binding; mRNA binding
Source: RefSeq, a predicted model, not a curated record